This is a messenger RNA of Zea mays, 821 nucleotides long. RefSeq lists its product as uncharacterized. Gene Ontology annotation, molecular function: proton transmembrane transporter activity. The record is from RefSeq and is marked predicted. Bases 214 to 582 code for a protein of 122 amino acids. The transcript is spliced from 3 exons. Lineage: Eukaryota; Viridiplantae; Streptophyta; Magnoliopsida; Poales; Poaceae. Gene Ontology annotation, biological process: proton motive force-driven ATP synthesis.
ACUCGAGAAACGGAUCCCUAAUCGCUGAACCAAAACUACAAAACGAAGUGACGAUACUGCCCUCGACCUCUCGAGGUAUCGAGUCUCGACCAACCCAUACGCACCUACCCUCCGCCACCGUUCCCCCCUCCCCAUCUCGCCCGCCGUUCUCGUCCUUGUAGAUCUCCUCGCACCUCGCCCAUUCGCUUCACCAAGGGUUUAAGACCGGCGGCGAUGGCGGCGAAGCUGGCGCAGCUGCGCACACAGGUAACGCGUGCGGCGGAGUUCGCCUCGAAGCACGGCUGCUCCUACUACAAGGAGGUAAUGGAGAAGAACAAGCAGUACGUCGUUCAGCCCCCCACCGUCGAGAAGUGCCAGGAGCUCUCCAAGCAGCUCUUUUACACCCGCCUCGCAAGCCUACCAGGUCGCUAUGAGUCAUUCUGGAAGGAGCUUGAUUGUGUCAAGCAGGUAUGGAAGAACAGGAAGGACCUCACGGUCGAGGACCUUGGCAUUGCGAGUUUAUUUGGAGUUGAGCUCUAUGCAUGGUUCUGCGUAGGCGAGAUUGUCGGCAGAGGUUUCACCUUGACCGGCUAUAAGGUCUAGAUGAUUUCCACUGGUCAAGACCUGCUUUAUAAUUGAUACUCUUAGCUGAUGCUUGUCGAAACGACGACGAUGGUACCUGCCUUGGUUCACAAUUUUGUUUCUUUGUAAGAGUUUACCUAGUGCUGAAUGCCAGCAAAGACGGGCACAUCGUUGCAACAUUGCCUCAAUAAUUUGCUCGCUCAAUUGUUGAUUUUGGUGCAUGUAAUUCUUUGUUGGUUGCAAUCCCCCGCGUGCGGACU